AUGGAGGGCAGCGUUGACACCGAGGAGCCCCCGCUGCUGCCUCUGGCACUGAGCAGCUUUCACAUCUCCGAGGAGUUUGGCUUCUUGCUUCCCGAUCCUCUGACAGAGCUGCCAGCACCCUACAGCCCCUGGAUGGACAUUGCCCGUGAGCUGCCCCAGCUGAUCACAAACCAUCAGCUCCGCUCACGAGUGCACCAGAUGCCGCAGCUGAGCCCCCAGCAGCUGCGAGGACGUGAGGAGCUGCACUUGGCACACCUGGUGCUCAGCUUCAUCACCAUGGGCUACGUCUGGCAGGAGGGUGAGGAGGGCACCGUGCAGGUCCUGCCCCGAAACCUCGCUGUCCCCUUCUGGGAGGUCUCCCAGGCCCUGGGCCUCCCGCCCAUCCUCAGCCAUGCAGACUUUGUGUUGGCCAACUGGAGGAGGAAGGAUCCCAAUGGGCCUCUGGAAAUGGAGAACCUGGACCCGAUCAUCGCACUGCCUGGGGGAGAGAGCCUGCGGGGCUUCAUCCUUGUCACCCUGCUUGUGGAGAAGGCAGCUGUGCCUGGCAUUAAGGCAAUCCCCCGGGCCCUUGGUGCCACCCUGCAGGGGGAUGAGGAGUCCCUGCACAGAGCCCUGGAGGAGCUGGCAGGGGCCAUCGAGGCCAUGAGGGAGGCACUGAGGAGGAUGCACGACUAUGUGGAUCCAGAAGUAUUCUACUCUGUGAUACGCAUCUUUCUCUCUGGCUGGAAGGACAACCCUGCCAUGGCCCACGGGCUCAUCUACGAGGGGGUGUCCCCGGAGGCGCUGGCGUUCUCGGGGGGCAGCGCGGCGCAGAGCACGGUCCUGCACGCCUUCGAUGAGCUCCUGGGCAUCUGCCACCGCCAGGACUGCGCCGCCUUCCUGCACAGGAUGAGGGAGUACAUGCCCCCAGCGCACCGAACCUUCGUGGAGCAGAUCCGCGGCGCGGUGUCCCCGCGGCACCUCAUGCUCUCCUCGGGGAACCCGCGGCUCAGCGCCGCCUUCAACCGCUGCGUGUCGGCGCUGGCAGAGCUCAGGUCCUACCACAUCACCAUUGUCACCAAAUACAUUGCUGUGGCAGCGGCCAAAGCCAAGGCCAGGCGGGCAGAGCUGAGUGAGGCCGGCCCUGCUGUGCGAAAGGCGCCGUCGGCACUGGAGGAUAAGGGAACCGGAGGGUCGCACAUCUUCAGCUUCCUGAAGAGCAUCAGGGACACCACCAGGGAGGGGAUGAUAAGGGCCUGA
Molecule: messenger RNA, 1239 nt
Organism: Camarhynchus parvulus
Lineage: Eukaryota; Metazoa; Chordata; Aves; Passeriformes; Thraupidae
Gene: IDO2
Product: indoleamine 2,3-dioxygenase 2
Exons: 10
Coding region: 1-1239 (412 amino acids)
Biological process (GO): 'de novo' NAD+ biosynthetic process from L-tryptophan
Cellular component (GO): cytoplasm
Molecular function (GO): metal ion binding; L-tryptophan 2,3-dioxygenase activity; indoleamine 2,3-dioxygenase activity
Source: RefSeq, a predicted model, not a curated record